UUCAUGUCGAUUAACCAUCGAUAAUUUUGUAUAUUGUUUUGUAUUGUUGUUUACAAAUUGAUCGUUUUUAUGUUACGCAGUUUGUCCAUGCUGAACGAUAUACACGGAACUAAACUACAGAUGAUUCAGUAACAUCGAAUACUUCUCUAAUGCUUUGAAUAAAACUGCAACAAUCCGUCAGAGGCGUAGUAAAUUGAUGAAUACCAAGGUCUGCGUAGAGAACAAUAGUGGAAUUCAGUGGCAAUGCCAGGUACCAGUGACACACGACGUCUGGUGGACGCCCAAGACGAGGAUGACGAGAUUCUGGGCACGGAGGGCAGCUUUGUGCCCGCUUUCCGUCCGCAGGACCACCAAGCGGAUGAGCAGUGCCUCAUGGAGCGGCAGCAGGACGAAGUAGUUUUGGUGUCCAACGAACCCGCCAGCGGACGACUCUUCACCUAUCUCGUGUUCUACCUGCUGGGCAUUGGCACCAUGACCCCGUGGAAUUUCUUUGUUACUGCGGAAGAUUACUGGAAGUACAAGUUCCGAAAUGCAUCGAUCAAUAACACAGAUCUGGACGACGGGCUCACCCCCCUGCAGAAGAGUUUCACCUGCGACUUGACCCUGACGGCCACUAUUUCCGGAACUACCUUCCUGCUGCUAAACGCAAUUUACGGACACCAUGUGUCCCUGCGCACCAAGAUGCUAGGAACGCUGUGGAUGAUCCUCAUCCUUUUUGGGGUUACAACUAGCUUCGUAGAGAUCAACACGGACACGUGGCAGGAACAGUUCUUCCUUAUCACGCUCAUCAUUGUGGUGCUGCUAAAUAUAUCUGCGGCUACAAUGUCGGGAGCCCUUUACGGAGUCGCAGGGCUAUUUCCCUCCGAGUUCAUGACCGCUGUGGUUAGCGGACAGGCUCUUGGUGGUAUCCUCACUGCCCUGGCCUUCAUUCUUGUGCUUGCAUUCGACACGGGUCCCAAUACCACUGCAUUCAUCUUCUUCAUUGUGGGAGGAGUGCUCAUCCUGCUCUGCAUUGUGUGUUACAUAAUCCUGGCUCGACAGCCUUUCUUUAGGUAUUACCUCGAAGGUGGCGACAAGUACAACGUCAUCCGGGCAGUGCCCUCGCACAACCGCAAUGAAAGAACGGAGCCUAUGCCGCUCGAGCCUAUUUUGCGACAGGUCAUGUCGAAGAUCUAUAUGCAUGCCAUUACCCUAGCGCUUCUUUAUACCACGUCGAUGUCUGUUUAUCCGGCAGUUACCGUGCUAAUGCAGUCUGAGUAUGGCCACAGCGAGUGGACAGAUGUUUAUUACCUACCUGUCGUGAACUAUCUGAUAUUUAACUGCGGCGACUAUUUUGGCCGUCUGUUUGCUGGCUGGCUGGAGCGACCAAUAAACCAGAACACUUCACUACUAUUUACUGUAGUGCGCAUGGCGUUUGUUCCGUUUUUCCUGUGCUCAAACUCCAGCGAACACAGCUUUCUGCCAGUUUUGGUAAAACACGACUAUUCUUUCAUAGCGAUGAUGGUGAUGUUUGCCUUGUCCAACGGAUAUUUUACCAACAUUCUACUCAUAAUGGCACCUAAAAGCGUAAAGCAGCAUGAAAAGGAGCUGGCUUCUUCGAUAAUGGCAGCUGCUUUGAGCUGUGGCAUGGCUGUAGGAUCACUGCUCAGCCUUGUAUUUGUUCAAAUGCUUUGAUUCAGCCAACCAAAUAAGUCUGUCCCCUUGGUGCCUUAGUAAUUUUCAGAAUCUUAUGCUUUAUAGUGAUAUUUAACUUAAUAUUGGUUGUUCUUCCGAGUACGCGGCGGUGUUAAUUGUUUUUGUGAUUCUGUAAUUCCAAAUUUUACUUAGUUUAAAUUUUUUACCAAGUUUACUAUAUCGGAAUCCCUAGAUGUAAGGUUUAACGUUUUCAUUAUAUACUAGGAAUAAGACGAUUUAAAAAAAUGUAGAACGAUUAA
Drosophila erecta is the source of this 1934-nucleotide messenger RNA. RefSeq names its product equilibrative nucleoside transporter 1 (gene Ent1). The transcript has 4 exons. The record is from RefSeq and is a predicted model, not a curated record. Gene Ontology annotation, cellular component: plasma membrane. Gene Ontology annotation, biological process: nucleoside transmembrane transport. Gene Ontology annotation, molecular function: nucleoside transmembrane transporter activity. The coding region runs from base 244 to 1674 and encodes 476 amino acids. Lineage: Eukaryota; Metazoa; Arthropoda; Insecta; Diptera; Drosophilidae.